Messenger RNA from Raphanus sativus (radish), 1516 nucleotides. Its product is annotated as transcription factor bHLH77. Gene Ontology annotation, biological process: regulation of DNA-templated transcription. Lineage: Eukaryota; Viridiplantae; Streptophyta; Magnoliopsida; Brassicales; Brassicaceae. Gene Ontology annotation, cellular component: nucleus. The transcript is spliced from 7 exons. Bases 320 to 1318 code for a protein of 332 amino acids. Gene Ontology annotation, molecular function: protein dimerization activity; DNA-binding transcription factor activity. The record is from RefSeq and is a predicted model, not a curated record.
UCUUCAUUUCUACUUCCUUCGCCUCUCUGCAUUCUCAUUUCCUUUCUGAGGCAAACGAUACCCAUAAUUCGUUAAGCUCAUUGCUUACAUUUUCCUGGAAAAUUCAAAUCCUUUUUCGGACUCAUAAGUUCACAAUACUCAGUUACAAAAGAAAAAGAAGUUUCAAAAGUCCGAAUUUUCCCGGAAAAUCUGUCAGUUUCCCGGAAAAUCUUUCCAUGUCAAAAACAGCUUUCUGUCUUUCUAACUGAUUCGAAGCUCAUUAAGUCAAUCUGAAGUUAUCUUCAGAAUAAUCUAAUAUAUUUCACUCAAUUGUGUGGAGAUGGAGAAGCAAACGCUAAAGUACUUACCUCUGGGUCAGAGCGAUCCCUUUGGCAAUAAUGACAAUGGCAAUGGCAAUGUCAACGAAGGAACCAUCGGCGAUCUCCUCCUCGGCAGGUUCUGCAACCCUCAAGACAUCUCACCACAAUCCUUCUCCCCUGGGAUCCGGUUCCCUCCUUACCCGGGUCAAUUCGGAUCCGAUCCCGACAGCAACAAGAGCUCGUCGCUGUUGGAUCCAGAUUCGGAUCGGUUUCAGACACCGAAACCAAACUCCAGGAAGAGAAAAUCGAUCCCUGUCCCUGUCGGAAACGGCAAGGAGUCUCCAGCUUCGUCUUCUCUUACCGCUUCUCAUUCAAAGAUGUCAGGAGAGAAUGUUGUAUCGAAAGAUGGGAAGAGAAGCAAGCAUGAUGAAGCUGGGAGCAGUAAGAAGGUAAUAGACAAGUGUGAUGAUAGUAAGGACGAUGCAAAGAAAGAUUACAUUCAUGUUAGAGCCAGAAGGGGUCAAGCAACCGAUAGCCAUAGUCUCGCUGAAAGAGCCAGAAGAGAAAAGAUCAGCGAGAGGAUGACAAUGCUUCAGGAUCUUGUUCCUGGUUGUAACCGGAUCACAGGGAAAGCUGUUAUGCUUGAUGAGAUUAUAAACUAUGUGCAGUCUUUACAGAGACAAGUCGAGUUCUUGUCAAUGAAACUGGCUACUGUAAAUCCAAGGAUGGAGUUUAAUGCUAAUGCUGCUUUAUCCACAGAGAUGAUUCAGCCGGGGGAGUCAUUAACGCAGUCUCUUUACGCAAUGGCUUGCUCAGAGCAAAGGCUUCUCAGACACAUGCCUAGAUACUCAGACACACAGUUUCCCUCGAGUGAUGGGUUUGUUCAAGCUGAGACACCAGGGUUUUGGGAAAAUGAUCUGCAAAGCAUUGUUCAGAUGGGGUUUGGAGAUAUCCAGCAACAACAUAGCAACAACAACAACUGUUCCGAGCCAACACUACAGAUGAAGCUUGAGCCAUAAAAGCUAGGUGUUUGUUAUUGUAUCUCUCUGUACAGACAGAAACCAAGAAGUGAUGUGUACGGAGUGAAACAUGUGGCAACUAACGUUUACUAUCUUUUUUCUUUGUUUGUGUCAUCUGUUAAUUUCUUCUCAACCCCAAAAAGAAACAAAAAAAUCUUCAUAUCAUGUUAAAAAUACCAAUAAUCUUUUUAUGGACAA